GAAGGUAUGGAGCUGUCACAUGAGGUGUCUUGCUGUAAUAUUCCCUGUUUGGACACUUCCUCAUAGCACUCUGAGUGUGACGGUCCCUGAUCGGUGACAGCGGGAGCUCAGUGUGCGAGAGGGGGGCUGUCACCAUGAGCCUCAUGGCCAACAAUCUCAGGGCUUUCCUGGACAGAGUCAGCGCAGCCAAAGGCACCGACUACCAGGAGAUUCUCACAAAGGAGUUCCAGGAUAUAAAGACUCAGGCUGCAGCAUUCAAACAGAGCACUGAUUAUUCCACCAAAGUUGGAGAAAGUCUAGAAAACCUGAAGAAAAAUCGAUAUAAAGAUAUUUUGCCAUAUGACCAGACUCGAGUCCCUGUGACGCUGUUGGCAGAAGAUGUCGGAUCGGAUUAUAUAAACGCCAGCUUUAUCCAGGGAUGGGACAAUAGGCCACGGUAUAUUGCCACCCAGGGACCUCUGGGUCACACGGUACUGGACUUUUGGAGAAUGAUUUGGCAAUAUAACGUCAAGGUAAUAGUGAUGGCCUGCCGAGAGGUGGAGCAUGGGAAGAAAAAGUGUGAGCGUUACUGGUCUCUGGACGAGGGGCCUGCACAGUUUGGGCCAUUCUCCAUCUGCACGGCAGAGACGAUUCAAGUGAAUGCAGAGGUUGUGUGCCGAAAUCUCCAUGUCACAUUCCAGGAUGAGCUGCGGGAGCUCCAGCAGUUUCAGUACGUGGCAUGGCCUGAUCGUGGAAUUCCAGACUCCUACACCUGUUUCCUAGAGAUGAUCCAACUGGUACGCCAGUAUCAGGGAGAGACAUGCGUGCCAAUGUGUGUGCACUGCAGUGCAGGGUGUGGACGCACCGGGGUGAUCUGUACAGUUGAAUAUAUCCAGAGUCUUCUGCAACAACAGAGGGUUCCAAGUGAUUUCAGUAUUUAUUCUGUUGUGAUGGAAAUAAGACGUCAGAGGCCAUCAGCCGUGCAGACUAAGGAACAGUAUGACUUUCUGUAUCACGCCAUCACUGAAAUGUUUGAAAAGCAGCUGAAGGUGAAUCCGAAUUAUGAGAAUCUGACCUCGAAUCGAGCUCCGUUCUAUGACGAUGCCUGCAGCUCAGUGAGCCAGCCACGCACAGUGACCAAUCCACAGCAGGUGCUCAGAUCAAGCUUCUCUCUGCCCCUGGACCAUCAGUCUCCAGUACACCCUGUGCAUUCGGCCAUGAGCGAAACAUACGCCGUGAUACGCCGUCCCACAGCUGCUGUGAGCCCCCCUGUGCCCCAAGCCCCCCGUGCUGCCUUGACCACAGAAUAUGAUAAUAUCAACCAGUGCAUGACCCCCCCAGAACUGAGCAAUCCUGUGUACAGCAUUGUGGUGCCCAAGUCUAACCGGGCCUCAGCUCUUGUUUUGACUCCAUCUACAGCGUCCAUCUCAUCGUCCUAUGCGUAUGCUGAAAUGCCGAGUUCAGCAGAGGUUACUACAGCUGAAUACACCCACGUGGCAACACCCAGCACAGUGGACACAAACACGUAUUCCAAUACCACGAAUUCUAAAAAUGAAAACAAAUGGUGGCCGCAUGCUCAGAACGAAUUCCCUGCCGUUCCCGGUAAAAAACCCUCUCGGGAUGAUUAUGAGGACGUGAAUGACCCGUCCAAGAGGAUUCCGGCUGGGACAUCUGGGGGACUAGGAUUUAACUGCCGCAUUGCGAAGCCCAAGGGACCCAGAGACCCUCCUGCGGAGUGGAGCCGCUAGUUACCAGCAGAUGGAAAACUGAAUCGAAGAGCCCUGGAAUCAUCCAACUAACAAAUUCGAGACCAGUCCCCAUCCUGAACCACAGACAGUCCAACAGCCAACUACAAGCCGACCUUCAAUAAGUCACAGAUUGUUAUUAAAUAGGCACGCUAGGUACCAUAACCACUACCGUGUGUUGUAGUUAUGGAGUCACGGUUGCCAUGGUUUGACAGUUAGCUUGAUGUGUUGGGUGCUCAGUCAUUCCAGUCUGAGCUGCUCUUAUAAAGCCAAGUAUUAACGACUUGACAGAAUACUGGUGAAUGGGAAAACCUGGCACUAUAACCACUACAGCUCACGGCAGAAGAUAAGGUGCCUUAAGUUUUUCUUUAAGGGUUAUUUGAAGAUGUACAGUGGAUGUGGGUUGCCUGCACAAUAUAGAUUGGGGAUGUGCAGUGUGUAAAUGACUUUUAUUCACAUUUAUGUGAAUAGA
This is a messenger RNA of Pelobates fuscus (common spadefoot toad), 2196 nucleotides long. RefSeq names its product protein tyrosine phosphatase non-receptor type 18 (gene PTPN18). The record is from RefSeq and is a predicted model, not a curated record. The coding region runs from base 135 to 1727 and encodes 530 amino acids. The transcript is spliced from 17 exons. Gene Ontology annotation, cellular component: cytoplasm; nucleus. NCBI's taxonomy places the organism in Eukaryota, Metazoa, Chordata, Amphibia, Anura, Pelobatidae. Gene Ontology annotation, molecular function: non-membrane spanning protein tyrosine phosphatase activity. Gene Ontology annotation, biological process: peptidyl-tyrosine dephosphorylation.